Molecule: messenger RNA, 2211 nt
Organism: Camellia sinensis
Lineage: Eukaryota; Viridiplantae; Streptophyta; Magnoliopsida; Ericales; Theaceae
Product: galactoside 2-alpha-L-fucosyltransferase
Biological process (GO): cell wall biogenesis; xyloglucan biosynthetic process
Cellular component (GO): Golgi apparatus; membrane
Molecular function (GO): galactoside 2-alpha-L-fucosyltransferase activity
Source: RefSeq, a predicted model, not a curated record
UCCCAACUCCAGACCCAAUCACAAAAACGGGUCAACCCAAACUCAAAUCCACGAAUAUUGAGUUUAUUAUUCACCGACAAUACGAUCUCGAUGAAUCAAUCAAUGCACUGUUCAAUCACAACAUAAACAAACAAUCACAGUGUACUGAAUCUACUCACAUUCACUUCUGAAUUGUUUAUACCCAAAAAACAAAAAAAACCUCUCACUACAUUUUGGCACGUAUACUAGUUCUGAAGAAUCCACUGCAAACCCACCAUUUCUCACUGACCCAAUUGCUUUCUUUGCUUUUUCAAACUGUUUUGUUUGACACCCAGAUGAGGAUUCUGUAGAUAUGAAGAGAUUCAACAGAAAUUUCGUUGAUCCACCUCGAGAUCCGGUAAACGCCGUCGUUUCACGGGUUCCGGAGACCAAAUGGGGCUUGAAUCCGCUGAAGUUGAUGGGGGUUUUCGUUGCUUGUUUGAUGGGUCUUUCGGUUCUGUUUUCUGUGUCUGUGAUUUUGAGGGACCCACUUUCUGAUGGCAUUUGGGUUGGUGCUGAAGCUAGGGUUCUUGAAGUGAAGCCUCAACAAGAAGAAGUUAUGGGUUUUUCAGAAGAUGAUUCUUCUCAGCCUGCCGAGGUGCCUAAAGAUAAACUACUUAACGGCCUGCUUGCUUCUGGAUUCGACGAAAGAUCUUGUCUCAGUAGAUAUCAGUCGGUACUUUAUGGCAAAUCAUUAGCCCACAAACCGUCUUCUUACCUUAUCUCCAGGUUACGAAGCUACGAAGAUCUCCACAAACGUUGUGGUCCAUUUACUGAAUCUUAUAACAAAACCGUGGAGCAACUUAAGUCUGGCCAACAAACCGAUCCCACUGAUUGUAACUACCUAGUAUGGAUAUCAUUCAGUGGUCUCGGGAACAGGAUACUGACCCUGGCUUCAGCAUUUCUUUAUGCUCUCCUCACCAACCGGGUCCUACUUGUUGAUCGUGGAGUCGAUAUUGCUGAUCUAUUUUGUGAACCAUUUCCCGAGGUCUCUUGGUUACUCCCAACAGAUUUCCCCAUUACUGCUCAGUUCAGUAGCUUCAAUCAAAAAUCAGAUCUCAGUUAUGGGAAUAUGCUGAAGAAAAACCCGACUCAGACAGAUGUGCUACCCUUUCUCUAUCUUCAUCUGGUCCACGAUUACGAUGAUCAGGAUAAGCUUUUCUUCUGUGAUCAAGAGCAAGAUUUUAUCAAGAAAGUACCGUGGUUGAUUAUGAAAACCGACAACUACUUCAUCCCUUCUCUCUUUUUGAUCCCGUCUUUUGAGCAAGAAUUGAGAAAUCUCUUCCCAGAAAAAGCAACGGUUUUCCACUUCUUGGGUCGAUACCUCUUCCACCCCACAAAUCAAGUGUGGGGACUCGUUGCCAGGUACUACCGAGCAUAUUUAUCUAAAGCUGAUGAAAAAAUAGGCAUCCAAAUCAGAGUCUUCGAUACAGGGGUUGGACCAUUUCAACAUGUUUUAGAUCAAAUCAUAGCUUGUACCUUGAAGGAGAAUCUACUACCCGGAAUCAACCCAGAGGAGCAUAUCAUCAGCCCACCCGGAAAGCAGAACACGAAAGCAGUGUUAAUGACAUCUUUGAACUCCGGGUACUUCGAGAAAGUACGAGACAUGUAUUGGGAACAUCCGACUGUGACCGGGGAGUUUAUUGGCGUUUACCAGCCGAGUCAUGAAGGGUAUCAACAAACUGAAAAGCAAAUGCACAAUGUGAAGGCGUGGGCAGAAAUGUAUCUUCUGAGCUUGACCGAUAAGUUGGUCACGAGCUCGUGGUCCACUUUUGGAUAUGUGGCUCAGGGUCUUGGUGGGUUGAAACCAUGGAUCCUAUACAAGCCCGAGAACCAAACUGCUCCCAAUCCACCUUGUCGUCGAGCCAUGUCGAUGGAACCUUGUUUCCAUGCCCCUCCCUUUUAUGAUUGUAAGAAGAAAAUUGGGGUCGACACCGGUGCACUUGUUCCUCAUGUGAGGCAUUGUGAAGAUAUGAGUUGGGGUCUCAAGUUGGUUGAUCACAAUGAUUGAGGGAGGGAAUAUUUCUUUUUGUUGUAAAGUAGAAUCAGAAAUUUUUUCAAUAUGGUUAAAGACCCUUAAGAACUAUUUUGUGAGGGUGUGUGAUAAACUAGUUACUCUGAGUUUGGCUUAUGACUCGCUCGUGUUUGAGAUUAACAUGUGAGGAAAAAUGAGUUUUGUUUUGCAGCUUGUUA